AUGCUCAAGAACGCGCUACGAACAGAAGCCGACAAAAACGGCCUGCGGCGCCGGCUGGAGAUCAUGAAGCAGGCCGGCGCGCACCUGAACGUGGUGUCGCUCGUGGGCGUGUUUGAGGACACGUGUGCAAUCUACGUGGUCAUGGAGCGCUGCUUAGGUGGCGACUUGCUGGAGUACAUCAGCAAAAUGGGCGCGAUUCCCGAGCCGCAGGCGGCUAUUAUCUCCCCCGCGCGGCAUGCAAGCGCUUCCGCCUCCCCCUCCCCCUCGUUCAAUCCCCCGUCCCCCUCUCCUUUCAGCAGAAGCUCCGCUGCUUCCCCCGCCCCAUCCAGCUCGCCCUCCCCCGUUGGCUCUUCCCCCAGUCUUCCCCUCACUUCCCCCUCGCCGUCCGCAGCACCUUCCGCCUCGCGCGCCCAGAACCCAGAUUCCGGAACGCUUUCUGAAUCCAACUCCGAGCCCCCCGAUUCCUCCGCCUCUCCCGCCUCUGCCCCCGCCUCCGCCUCCGGCGCCGCUGGCGCCGCCGCUGCUGCAGGACCAGAAGCAGUACCUGCAGACGACGUUCCCGACGCAACCCCAGCCUUUUUCGCGUUCAACUUUCAGGGCCCCUUCGUGCGACUGAACGACUUCACUCUGGCGACGCGCCGUCGCAGAGGGUCGUACGUGAGCGGCGCGGUGGGAAGCCUGCCGUACAAAUCGCCAGAGAUGAUUAUGAAGGGUCGUUCCAACGAGAAGGCGGACAUUUGGAGCCUGGGAGUCAUUCUCUACUCCAUGCUCUCGGCUCGGUGGCCUUUUUAUUCGCCUAAGAAAGCGGUUCUUGAGCGGAAGAUCCUGAAUGGCCACGUUGACUUUUCCGGUGAUCCCUGGCCGUCGAUCUCAGAUGACGCAAAGGAUCUCGUUCGUCGGAUGCUGGCUGUCAAUCCGAACGAACGGCCGUCCGCUACGGAGCUGCUAAAGCAUCCAUGGGUGGUGAAGUUUCUUCUAGCGGAAUCCCAAGGGGGGAGCUCGGGCGCUGAUUCUGGCGCAGCAGGCACAGGUGUUAGGGGAAGUGGGGGGGUGGCGGUGGCGCAGCAAGUGAAGAACGGGAAGUUAUCCGGAAGGGAGGUUACUGAAGAGGGAUGGCACUGCAACGAUAAGAUGGACCGACUGAAAGCGCCGCCGCUGAAAUCGCUACAGCUGCUGGGUCCCUCCCACCCUUCUGAAAAGCUGUCAGCAUAG
Closterium sp. Naga37s-1 is the source of this 1212-nucleotide messenger RNA. NCBI's taxonomy places the organism in Eukaryota, Viridiplantae, Streptophyta, Zygnematophyceae, Desmidiales, Closteriaceae. The record is from the annotation of a GenBank genome assembly.